Messenger RNA from Colossoma macropomum (tambaqui), 1851 nucleotides. Its product is annotated as Fc receptor-like protein 5. Gene Ontology annotation, molecular function: transmembrane signaling receptor activity. The transcript has 8 exons. NCBI's taxonomy places the organism in Eukaryota, Metazoa, Chordata, Actinopteri, Characiformes, Serrasalmidae. The coding region runs from base 1 to 1851 and encodes 616 amino acids. The record is from RefSeq and is a predicted model, not a curated record. Gene Ontology annotation, biological process: cell surface receptor signaling pathway.
AUGACCUUCUUUGGCUCCUCUGAGAUUGAGCUGGAGAGCUUUAAUGUCCAAGCGUUGGAAUCCAGGCCUAUCAAACGUGCCCGGCUCAGGGAGAGACCAAAGGCUAAAGUGAAAGUGCAGCCAGCUGAGCAUGUGUUCAUCAGAGAGAGAGUCACUCUCACAUGUGACAUAGAAGGUGGAGAUGUCUGGAGUUACGAGUGGUUUAAGAAUAAUAAACGUCUCAGUGAAGCUGAAAGGAGGAAGAAAUAUGAAAUCUCUAAUGUUGAUCAGUCUGAUGAAGGUGAUUAUAGCUGUAAGGGAACAAAGUCAACAGAGCCGCGUUACUCAGAGACCAGUGAUGCUGUUAGACUGACUGUAUCAGUGAGACCCAAACCUAAACUCACAUCAAGCCUUAAAGGAGCUGCACUGACAGGAAACUCAGUGAUUCUGGAGUGCAGGCUGGAUGAAUCUGCUGGGUGGAAGUUUUACCUGUUCAACCACACACAGAAUCCUCAGAAUGAGAUCAGGGCUGAAACUCACUCCUACAUCAUCAGAUCAGUUAGUGUCUCUGAUGAAGGUCAGUACUGGUGCAGAGCUGCGAGAGGAAAUCCAGCCUACUACACGCAGUACAGUGAUGUACUCUGGGUAAACAUCACAGGCAGUCCUAAAGCUGUGGUGUCCAUAAAACCUGAUGAACUCGUGUUUAAAGGAGAGACUGUCACUCUGAGAUGUGACAUACAGUCAGGAGGAGACACUGAGUGGAAAUUCAGCUGGUUUAAGAAUAAUCAACCAUUCAGCACAAACAGAACCACACAGGAGAUCAGUAUCAGCUCAGUUACAGAGUAUUACAGUGAUAAAUACACCUGCAGAGGAGAAAGGAAACGUGACUCUCAGAGCUCAGAGAUCAGUGAUGCUGUUACACUCACUGUGUCUGGUGCAGCCCAGGCAGUACUGAGUGCGUCUCUGCAGAGCUGGCUGACUGAAGGAGACUCAGUGACUCUACACUGUGAGGUUAGAGACUCCUCUACAGGCUGGACGUUCAGCUGGUACAGAGAUGAUGAGGAGCUCCUCUCAGACAGCAGAAGAGAAGCCAGAGGCUCCUUCACUCUCAGUCCUGCUGCUCUGAAUCACUCUGGAGUUUAUAAGUGCAGAGCAAAGAGAGGAGAACCAGCCUUUCACACUGAGAACAGCAACACACAGCCACUGUGGAUCACUGGAACGUCUCCUCCUGUCUCUCUGAUCAUCAGUCCCAGCAGAACUCAACACUUCACUACUGACCGUCUCUCUCUGAGCUGUGAGGGACAGAGUGAGUCUACUGGAUGGAGAGUGAGACGAUACACAAACAGUGGGAAAAUGUCAGAUUGUUUAUCAGACAGAAGAUCAGUUACAGGAUCUACAUGCAACAUCAGCUCCAUCUCCACAUCCCACACUGGAGUUUACUGGUGUCAGUCUGACUCUGGAGGGAGAAGUUCUCCUGUCAACAUCACAGUGCACAAUGGUGAUGUGAUCCUGGAGAGCCCUGUUCAUCCUGUGACUGAUGGAGAUUCUCUGACUCUCUGCUGUUUAUAUCGCUCAAAGCCCUCAAACCUCACAGCUGAUUUCUAUAAAGAUGGAUUAUUCCUUCAGACCCAGACUACAGGAGAGAUGACCAUCAGUUCUGUCUCAAAGUCAGAUGAAGGCCUCUAUUACUGUACACACUCAGAGAAAGGAGAGUCAUCAAAGAGCUGGAUCUCAGUCAGAAUCUCAGGUUUUGGAUCUAGUCACAUAACAGGAGUAGUGGUGGGACUGAGUUUAACCUUUUUGCUCAUUAUCAUACUGAGCCUGUUUUGGUGUUACAAGAAGAUUUUAGACAAAAGUAAUUUAUAUUUGUAA